Molecule: messenger RNA, 770 nt
Organism: Populus nigra (black poplar)
Lineage: Eukaryota; Viridiplantae; Streptophyta; Magnoliopsida; Malpighiales; Salicaceae
Exons: 4
Coding region: 56-430 (124 amino acids)
Source: RefSeq, a predicted model, not a curated record
UAUCGGAGCGUUUGAGUAGGGUUGGGUUAGGUCUGGAGAGGGAAAGAGGGAUCAGAUGGCGAAGUUCAAUGUAGUGCAGAAGAGAAGAAGAGCACAAAUAGCCGAGAGCAAAAGAGCAAUACACGGAGACCCAUUAACUAAAAAGCUUAAGAUCAAACCUCAGCCCCACUCUGUCUCUGGAAAGCGCAAGCGCAAGCUCUUAAAAAAUUGGCGGCGAGAGCAGAAGGAGGCUGUAGACAAGGGUUUGGUCACUAUGCAAGACGUCGAAAUGGCUUUUGCGCAAGGUGAGGGCACGUCCAAAGAUGUCAAGAGGACACCAGCAAAAUUUAACAAGAAGGGCCUGAAGCUUAAGCAAUUGAAGCGCAAAGGUAAGAACAAAACAAAGCCUAAGCCAGCUGCUGAAAUUUCUGUGGAUGCCAUGGCAGAAUGAGAAAUAUGAGGAAGCUGUGGUAUGACAAUAGCUGGUCUGUUUUUGGGAGGACAUAAGUGUAGAGACCUAUUUGCCUUAUCAUGUGUACUCAGGUGUAAAAUUUCUAGUCCAGAACUUUUGUUGGCUCUUUCAUUUUAUGACUGGAAAGUCAUGGAUCCGUAUGAGUUUAGCUAGUAGUAAGGGGAAGGCCAGCGGAGUUUGAAACUCUGAAAUGAAUUUGUUAUGAUGCUACAGAUUGUUUAUUAGGUAUCUUCCAUGCGCCAAGGAUAUUUUUAUCUAGCUGUAACAAUAUUUUUCAACAAGCAUUGAAUUGAAUUUUGUUGCUAUGCGAAAUUUGCUA